Messenger RNA from Conger conger (European conger), 2376 nucleotides. It is a transcript of the gene chordc1a, whose product is annotated as cysteine and histidine-rich domain (CHORD) containing 1a. The record is from RefSeq and is a predicted model, not a curated record. Lineage: Eukaryota; Metazoa; Chordata; Actinopteri; Anguilliformes; Congridae. Bases 218 to 1237 code for a protein of 339 amino acids. The transcript has 11 exons.
CCCAUCGAAAUGCUCCCUCCCCCUCUACCUUCGCGAAGUUUCCCGAACCGCCCGGUAAUUUCCGGAAAUAACAGUGAAACAAACUGAUAGCUGAAUAUCUUUUAACCAGCUCGGGAAACUUCAGUAUUUGGCUAACGUUGCCUAUAUUUGGCUAGCAACCACUAGCUAACGUUAAAUUUGAUAUCCAAUUUAGUCACAUUUUGGACAGUGCUUUACUAUGUCUGUACUGUGUUACAAUAAAGGUUGCGGACAACGCUUUGACCCAGACAAAAACGCAGAUGAUUCUUGUACGUACCACCCUGGGGUUCCUGUCUUUCAUGAUGCACUAAAGGGUUGGUCUUGUUGUAAAAGACGAACGACUGACUUCUCUGAUUUCUUAAGCAUUCCUGGAUGUACGAAGGGCCCACACAAUAAAGAGAAACCUCCUGAACCUGUGAAACCAGAUGUUAAGACGUCUGGUGAGAAGAAAGAACUAGAGGACCUGAAACAAAAGUUCAAUGAGUAUGUUAUACAAGGACCAAAACCCAUGGAGUCAAUUCAGCGACCAAGUGCCGAUGAGCCCAUUAUUAGGCUACAGCAAGAGGUCUCCCCCUCUCUGAAGCAGUCAUUGGAAAAACUGAAGCUAUCAGAAGUCAAUGAACCGGAGAAGAAAGAGGAAGAGAGUGAUGAAGUGAAGAUCGGGACAUUGUGUAAAAAUGGUGGCUGUUCAAAGACUUUCAAUGGACCAGGAAGCAAUGAGGAGUCAUGUAUGUAUCAUGCAGGAUUUCCAAUUUUCCAUGAAGGGAUGAAGUACUGGAGCUGCUGCAAGAGGAAAACCUCAGAUUUCAACACCUUUCUGUCCCAAGAGGGCUGUUCAAGAGGAACACACCUAUGGAAGAAAGAGGAUACAGGGAAGAAGAUUGUGCCCUGUAGGUUUGACUGGCACCAGACAGGCAGCCAAGUCACGAUCUCGGUCUAUGCCAAAAACUCCAUUCCAGAGUUGAGCUUUGUGGAGGGGAAUAGCACAAAGCUCUAUAUCCAUGUCCUAUUUGAAGGUGAAAAGGAAUUUAAGCACAACAUCACUUUGUGGGGUGUCAUCGAUGCGAACAAGAGCGUCAUGAACAUGACGGCGACGAAGAUUGAGAUCGCCAUGAAGAAAGCCGAGCCCAUGAAAUGGGCCAGGCUGGAUCUACCUCCUGAGAAACCUCAGCCUGCAGAGACGAAGGAGAACGCAGACCUAGACGACCCUGAUGAUUAACUAACUCAUACACCCACGCGUACUGAGACCAGUGUCAGGGACAAACUGCAUACUGAGGUGACCAGGUCAUUUCAACGUACUGUAGAGAAGCCGCAUCCUAUUUUUUUCUAAUACUCUGUACUGUAUCCUCUGAAAGAUUUGAACCAUCGGUUACCUCUGAAUACCUGAGACCGAAUCAGAGCCAGCAGGUUACCAUACCUUUAAAUCCAGAAAGCGGGCUUCUGAGAAACAUGAGUGGUGGUUCAAAUUUACAUUAGCCUCCAGGUAUUUCAAAAUCUAUUUCGUUUUCAUCCUUUACCUCCACAGUGUACUAUGAAAACUGAAAUGCUAUUUUCUAUGUACUUUCUUUUGUUUUCCGUACUACUGGCAUUCCACUGUACAGAAUAUACAUGUAUAGCUACGCAAAAAAUUAAGGAGAUUUUAACUUUCUCAAAGGUGGGUUCUCUCUACGUUAUCUUUUUAUUCAAUAUUUUGUGGUUUGCCAGCCUCAUCCAUCCCCUCCUCAACCAAAUAUUCAUUUCCAAGCAUGUAUUCAAACUGCCCAAAUCUUGAUAUGACGGUGUAUGUUAUCCAAUUCAGUUAGUGUUAACCAGUGGGAAUGCAAAUCUGGUUAGACUAGGUGCAUGUUUUUCAUGACUUGAUUGUACAGUAUACAGUAGACCUUUUGUAUUAUAAAGGCUAUUGGUAUACUGAAUGCACUUUGAUUUGUAUUGUGCUGUAUUGAGAAGCAUGAGGAGAAAUAAAAUGAAUGGCAGCACAGAUGAACCUGCUUAAUAUCCACUUGCUUAGCAUCUUUUUGAAACCACUGGUAACAGUUUGUCAAAUUAACCCAGUUAUUACAAUAUUGCAUACAAAUAUCCACAGAUUUUGUCUGAACGGCACUGGGAAUAUUAAAAGCUUUCAACUAUUUUAAUUCCCACAGUGAAUAUGUGGAAUUUAACUGCAUAAGUGUAUCUGUUUUUCUUUCUUUUUCAAAGUGUACCAAUAUUGAAGUGGUUGUGCCCCUUUUCUCUGUUGUGUUUCACCUUGUGACUGUAAUUGAAGACCCUCAAACUUGAUUUUCUUCACUUUGGUUUUUAAAGCCGAUUCAGAAUGCUUUAUUUUUCCUAAAGCCAAGACAAAUAAAAAUCAUGAAAAGA